Hydra vulgaris (swiftwater hydra) is the source of this 1259-nucleotide messenger RNA. RefSeq lists its product as uncharacterized. NCBI's taxonomy places the organism in Eukaryota, Metazoa, Cnidaria, Hydrozoa, Anthoathecata, Hydridae. The record is from RefSeq and is a predicted model, not a curated record.
CGUUCCCUGUAGAAAAUUCAACUUUCUUUUAUUUCAGAUUGUUCAGCACAAUUGUUAUUGAAGAAGAUGGAGCAGAUACAAAAACUGUUGUGCCUUCUCAUUGGGUUGACCCAUGUAAAAGUAUUGUGUUUUAUCCACCACGAGGACGGAAAACUGUUGCUGUUUAUCUAUCUGAAUGGGCAGAACCUGGGGUAGGCUGGCAAGAGUUUAAACUGAUAGAAUAUAUUCUUGAAGCUGGCAGCUAUGAAACUUGCCACACAAUGUUAAUGUUUCAAACAGAAGAUGAGGAUGAUGAUGUACCUAUUUCGAAAAAGUUUGAAAUAAUUGUUAAAGAAAGAGUUGCUAGUCCAAAACUUAAGCUUGGUGGAAUAAAAACAAAAUUUCAAUAUUUAGACGAACAUGAUGACGUUUCUAUUUCGAAAAAGUUUGAAAUUAUCGAUAAAGAAAGAUUGGCUAGUCCAAAACAUAAGCUUGGUGGAAUCAAAACAGAAUUUCAAUAUUUAGACGAACAUGAUGACGUUCCUCUUUCGAAAAAGUUUGAAAUUAUUGAUAAAGAAAGAUUGGCUAGUCCAAAACAUAAGCUUGAUGGAAUCAAAACAGAAUUUCAAUAUUUAGACAAACAUGAUGACGUUCCUAUUUUGAAAAAGUUUGAAAUUACCGAUAAAGAAAGAUUGGCUAGUCCAAAACAUAAGCUUGGUGGAAUCGAAACAGAAUUUCAAUAUUUAAAUGAGGAGAAAGUUGUUCCUAGUUCAAACAAAUUUGAAGUUAAAGAAAGAGAAAGUAGAUAGUUUUUUGGAUCCUGUGGCUUCUACUCCUAGUAAAAUGAUUGAUGAUGAUAAUAGAGAUAGUUGUAAAUGUGUUGAAAAGUUAAGAAAAAUUGGUGAUGGUGGAGUUUCGUUUAAAGAGAUGCCAAAUAAACAAUUUCAAUAUGCUUUGUUCAUGGAUAUCCAGAAAAAUUUUCGCCAGAUCCAAGAUACGCAAGCUCAAAUCCUAGAUAGGCUUAAAAACAUUGAACAAAGUGGAGAUGUUGAUUUUAGUUUGAAUGUUGACGAUAUUGAAAAAGAACCAAUAAGUUCAAUUGAGAGAUUCGAUAUUAUUGAAAAUAUGUUAAAAACAAGCACAAAUGCAAGAAAACGCAAGGUUACUCAAAUUAGAGCAGUUGGAGGAGCGACUCCACGGAAAACGAUUAAAAAUGUUUUGAAUGCAGUCAUGACCCAAGGUAUUCAGGCAUUGUUUAGCAAGGACGGGAGAAAAGGAAA